Messenger RNA from Cuscuta europaea, 2417 nucleotides. The record is from the annotation of a GenBank genome assembly. Lineage: Eukaryota; Viridiplantae; Streptophyta; Magnoliopsida; Solanales; Convolvulaceae.
UUCAUUUUUGUUUUACUAUUUCACUUUUAGACUAUUUUACGGAUCCUAUCAUAAGUAGAGUAAUCUCAAUCGCCACGGAACAAAGCUUCUCCUCUCUUGCUCUUCUCUUCCAACUCUCGUUUCUUGAAAGAAUCGACGUUAACUCGCCACAAUCGUCAGUCGUUGACUCGUUGCAACCGGGACACCAACUCGCCGGUCUCCUCUUUUGACUCGCCGCACUGCUCUCAGCUCCUCGCUAACAAACGAAUUCAAGUAAAAGAUAAUUUGCCAAAUAAGGAACACAGAAGAAGUGUGAAGUUUAUUUUGGACCUAUCAAAAAAGGAAAGUGUGAAUUUCAUCUGGGAGCAGAGUAAAUAUUAUUUGUGUUUUUGGAUCUAUUUGUGAAAAAUGCCCAAACAUAAUUACGCCCUUGAGUUUGGUGGGACAUCUUCGUCUUCAUCCAAUUUGUAAUAAAUCUCCAUUCGUUUUUGCAUUGAAGAUUUCAUACUAUGGUGUAUACUACCGUACUAUUGAGUAUAAUAAUUUGAGCAGCAGGCGCAACGUGAUGAAAAUAAGAGUCCACUACUACCUACUCUCACUUGUUCUACAAAUACUACAACUACUGUUAACCGGAGAUUCUUCUGCUUUUGGCUUAGAACCUGGAAUGACCAAUGACAAUCUUCAGAAUCAUCUCAAAAGAUCCCACUUUCCGGAUCAAUUCCUUUUUGGAGUCGCCACCUCUGCUUACCAGAUUGAGGGAGCCUAUCUUGAAGAUGGUAAAGGGCUUAGUAAUUGGGAUAUCUUCUGUACCAUCAAAGGGAAAACACACAAUGGGGAGACUGGAGAUGUUGCAGAUGAUCACUACCACCUUUACAUGGAAGACAUUGAUCUGAUGCAACAUCUUGGGUUGGAUGCAUAUAGACUUUCCAUCUCAUGGGCCCGAAUCUUACCCAAGGGGAGAUUUGGCGGUGUAAAUCAAGCUGGUAUUGAGUUUUACAACAAUGUUAUAGAUAAUGUGAUAUCCAAAGGAAUAAAACCUUUCGUAACGAUCCAUCACCAUGACUAUCCACAAGAACUUGAGUACAGAUAUGGAGGUUGGCUUGAUUCCGAGAUGCAGGCAGACUUUGUGUACUUUGCUGAAAAAUGCUUUGAGAGUUUUGGAGAUAGAGUGAAGUACUGGAUUACAAUCAAUGAGCCAAACUUAUUUUCUGGCAUGGCAUAUGAGAAGGGGAUCUAUCCGCCUUCUCAUUGUUCGCUGCCAUUCGGAAAUUGCACUUCAGGCAAUUCAGAUGUUGAGCCUCUUAUUGCAAUGCAUAACAUGUUGUUGGCACAUGGCAAGGCCGCAAAGGUGUACCGUGAGCAAUUUCAGCCUAAACAAGGUGGGUUCAUUGGAAUAACUGCACACAUGUUCAUGUACGAGCCUUUUUGUAAUGAUGAUGUGCAUGAUCAUGAAGCUGUCAACAGAGCAUUAGCGUUUAAUGCGGCUUGGACAUAUGAUCCUUUAAUAUAUGGUGAUUAUCCUCUAGAAAUGCGUUUCUACCAUGGGAGUGAAUUACCAAACUUCACCUCAGAGGAAAAAGCCCUUAUAAAAGACAGUGUCGACUUCAUUGGCAUAAACCAUUAUGGCACUUUGUAUGCAAAAGAUUGCCUUUAUUCAAGCUGCAACUGCACUGGAUCUAGCUGUAGCAAUGGUGGAGACCGAGUUAUAGAGGGAUUCGUGUAUACUACUGGAGAGAAAGAUGGUGUUUUUAUUGGAGAACCGACAGGCAGCCCUCGGUUUUUUGGUGUUCCUAGAGGAAUUGAAAAGAUUGUGGAUUAUGUUAAGGAAAGAUAUCACAAUAAGCCCAUGUUCAUAUUCGAAAACGGGUACUCUUCACCAAACAAGACAACAUUAGCUCUUGAAGUAGAGCUGGACACCAAGAGAAUAGAGUACCAUAAAGCAUACCUUUCCCAUCUGGCACAAGCAAUGAGCAAUGGUGCUGAUGUGCGUGGGUAUUUCAUUUGGAGCUUGCUGGACUCAUUUGAAUGGAUUGAUGGUUAUGAGACGAGAUUCGGGCUGUAUUACGUAGAACCUGACACUCUGCGUCGAGUCCCCAGGCUCUCUGCCACCUGGUACCGGGAUUUCCUCACCAAGAUAAAUCUCCACAACAUGGAAAAGGCAAAUUCGACUAUGUUUUGAUCAGAGAUGAAUCUUUACAGAUACUGCAGAAGAAGUGCUGAUACAUUGUCAUCCUUUCCAUUUUCCUAUACCUGUUGUAUGUUUUUGUGUGUGUCUAAAUCCUCAUUACUUGUUAUAUGUGUGUAUACCAUUGAGCAAAUGGGAACAGGGAAGCUAACUGGCUGGCAACAAAAGCUAAGCUAGGCAAGUUUCAAGUACAGUGGUUUAUAUGUUGUAGUGUUGUACAAUGUAUGUGUGCUUCGCACUUUAAUGUGAUUGG